AUGACAGGUGGAGAGUAUCAAAAGGGCAAAAAGAGAUAUUUUUUAUCUACUUCCAAGUCUCCUACCAUAAUAUCCAAGUCAAACGUAACUAAAAUUGACCAUGCAUUGAUAUUUGUACUAUUCGUCGCGUCUAGUUUAAUAAGAUUGUAUAACCUCCCAUACCCUGAUAAAGUGGUAUUCGAUGAAGUACAUUUUGGAGGGUUUGCUCGAGAAUAUGCCUGGGGAGACUUUUACUUGGAUGUGCACCCUCCAUUGGCGAAAUUGAUCUUUUUCUUCAUAGCCCUUAGUCUGGGCUGGGAUGGUAAAUUUGACUUUGCAGAAAUUGGGAAAUCAUAUCCUGAAGGAGUUCCCUACUUAUACAUGAGAUUGUUUCCUGCUAUUUGUGGAAUAAUUACUGUCUUAUUGACGUUUGGAUUAUUGAGACUGAGUGGUUGUAGAUCAGUAGUUGCCUUCUUUGGUGCAUCAUUGGUAAUGGUGGAAAAUUCACUUGUUACCCAAUCCAGAUUCAUUUUAUUGGACCUGCCUUUGAUUAUGGGAAUAUCCUUGACUCUUUUUGCGUAUAAGAAGUUUCAAGUAACUAUUCCCUUCUCCAAGAAAUGGCACAAAUUUCUCAUUUUAACCGGUCUUGGAUUGGGUGUCACCAUUAGUACCAAAUGGUCUGGGCUCUUCACAAUGGCGGUUAUUGGUUCACUAACGGCACUAGAAUUAUGGUUAAUUUUGGGAGACUUACAAGUUAGCAUGAAGUCUCUAAUAAGACACUUCAUUAGUAGGUUUGUUGGCUUUUUCCUUAUUCCUUUGACUAUCUAUUUAGGGUGCUUUGCUGCACAUUUUGCGCUGCUUCCAAAUGGUGGUCUGAACUCUGGUGGAUCAGGUAAACUUUCACCUGAAUUUAAAUCUACUUUGAUUGACAAUGAUGUUGAUUGGGAGAAUUUGCCAGUAGAGGUGAGUUAUGGCAGCACUAUUACUUUGAAGCACUUUAACCUUGGAAGCUACUUACAUUCUCACAAUGCCACAUAUCAAACAGGAACCCAAAAGCAGCAAGUUACUCUUUACGGGUUCGAUCCAGACCCAAACAACGAAUGGAUCCUAGAGAUGAAACAAAGACUGGAGGAGGGAGAUUUGCAAAGAAAAAUUAGAACAAUUAAGGAUGGAGACGUCAUCAGGCUUCUUCAUAAAGAAACGGGGAAACUUUUACACGUUGAUGACGUAAGACCUCCAGUUUCGGAAGAAGAGUAUAAUAACGAAGUCAACUGUGAGGGCUCCAAAGGUAUGGAUCCAUAUGAUGGAAAUUACGAAUGGAAAGUUAGAAUAGUGCAAAAGAGAUCUACAUUGACGGAUAAUAACUUGCCCUUGAUAAAGUUACGUGCUACUGAACUGGUGUUCCAAUUGGUACAUGUAGGCACCAGGUGCAUACUCAAUGCACACCAGGAUAAGCUCCCUGGUUGGGCAUUUAAACAACUGGAAGUCUUUUGCACUGAUGAGCCGACUAUUUUGAAUACCUUUUGGUAUGUAGAAUACAAUUCGCAUCCAAAACUAGACGCUGGGGUUAAAUCAGGAACUGAAUCCAAGAUCAACUUGCACCCAUACACAUUUUUGGACAAAUUCUUGGAAAUUCAGCAUCAAAUGUGGAGGCAAAACGAGGACAUUACAGAUUAUCAUGAAUUCAGCUCUCUGCCGGAAACUUGGCCAUUCUUAUCCAGAGGAGUUUCAUACUUCAAAGAUCAAUUUAAUCAUCAAAACAUUUACUUUUUGGGAAAUGUUCCGAUCUACUAUGGAGGAUUCAUUGCAAUUUUAUGGGUUUUAUUACAGAAAGUUAUUUACUUUAUUGGAAUUGCCAAUCCAUUUGUCUACGGAGCGGUUACUUCAGAUGAUUCCAAGAUCUUCCAAGCCGCAAGUUUUGAGUUCUUGUUGGGAUGGAUAUUCAAUUACCUCCCUUAUUUCAGCUUGUCGAGACAAACGUUCCUCCACCAUUACUUACCUGCAUUGUAUUUCUCCAUUUUGGUACUUACGCAAUGUGUUGAGUAUCAAUAUUCCAAGAGACAGUGGUUUGCACGUUUGCUCAUGCUUUCUAUUGGAGGCAGUGCGGGCUAUUGCUUGUACAACUUCGCACCUAUAGUCUACGGGACAUCGUGGAAUCCACUUGAAUGUUUAACUUCUAGAUGGUUUGUUAGAUGGGAUGUAGAUUGUAGCGUAUAUAUCUAG
This is a messenger RNA of Dujonia railenensis, 2202 nucleotides long. The record is from the annotation of a GenBank genome assembly. NCBI's taxonomy places the organism in Eukaryota, Fungi, Ascomycota, Pichiomycetes, Serinales, Debaryomycetaceae.